AUGGGAUGGGCCAUGCCCAGGACAGGAGCCCCAUUGCUCUGGGCAGGUCCCGGUGCAGGGCCAUGGCCAUGGCUGCGGUUCCCCGGCAGGAAGCGCUUCCUGCCCCGCUCUCACCGCCUGUGCUGCUCGGCCCCGGCCCCGGCCCCAGCCCUGCUCCUGCUUCUCUGCCCCAGAGCUCCCAGCACCGCUGAGGAUGGAGCCGGCCAAGCAGCCCCAUAGCAAGAGGAUGGCUCCUGCUCCCCCCGUCCCUGGCAAGGCCAAACCAGUCCCCCCAGUGACAAGCAAGCCUGGUGGUCCCCAGCCCAGCGCCUCAGACACAGAGCGGGGCAGAGCCGGUGAUCCAGAUGCUGACUGCUUCAACGCUGUGCCGGUCACCACAGCCCGGCUCAGCCACCCCACAGCCACCCGCCCGCGGGUGCCGGGCCAGCGGCCUCCCAGCCUCAGCCCGGGGGGUCCCUGUGUUGGGGAGCACCCCCCGGGGCCACCGCUCAGCGGCGCGGGGCAGGCGCCGGCCCCGGCCCCACCGUGGAGCCCGGAGGUGCCGGUGGCUCCGUGCCCGGUGGCCCUGGGGGACCUGAAGGCGGAGGUGCGGUCCCUGCACAUCCUGGUGGACCUGAUGCGGGUGCAGCACCUGCGGGACCUGCAGGACCUGAGGCUGGAGCUGGGGCAGGAGCGGGCCGAGCGCCGGGCGCUGCAGGCAGAGAUCGAGCGGGUGCGGAAGGCGCUGCCCUGCUGAGCGCGGCGGGGGG
Molecule: messenger RNA, 749 nt
Organism: Neopsephotus bourkii (Bourke's parrot)
Lineage: Eukaryota; Metazoa; Chordata; Aves; Psittaciformes; Psittacidae
Product: basic proline-rich protein-like
Exons: 5
Coding region: 194-736 (180 amino acids)
Source: RefSeq, a predicted model, not a curated record